Telopea speciosissima is the source of this 4116-nucleotide messenger RNA. RefSeq lists its product as uncharacterized. The record is from RefSeq and is a predicted model, not a curated record. Gene Ontology annotation, molecular function: RNA binding; ubiquitin binding. Lineage: Eukaryota; Viridiplantae; Streptophyta; Magnoliopsida; Proteales; Proteaceae. The transcript is spliced from 8 exons. Bases 58 to 4083 code for a protein of 1341 amino acids.
AUCAGAGGAGACAAGACAGGAGUGAUUGAGAGCGUGAGCUCCCGAGUUCACAUCGUCAUGGCUUCGGCAGAGCAACCUCUGAAGAAGCGGAAGUUAUACGAAUCUGUUCCAGAACAUCAAAUUAUCCAUCAGAGAUUUAUAUCUCCCCUGUCUCAGGAAGAAGUUAUUAGAAAGAGACGAAACAGAGAUGAGAUUAGAAAUUUGUACGACUGUUACAGAAGAAUUAGGUUUUGUAUCUCUCAGAAAGACGCUCGUCUUAUGCCCGACUUCGAACAGGCUUAUCUCUCACUCAUCACUGCUUCAAGAGGAUGCACAAGUGCACAGCGUAUUGUAGCUGAACUCAUUCCUCGAUAUGCAUCAUAUUGCCCUACUGCUCUUGAAGCUGCUGCUAAAGUUGCUAUCAAUAUGUACAAUUGGGGUUUGGCACUUUUAGUUAGAGGUGAAGAUGCUGAUGGUGUUGCAUUUCAGACGGCUAAAGCCUGUGUUUUCGGUCUAGUAGACAUCUGUUGCACUGCAUCAUCAGAGGCACCAACAUCUUCUGUGAUUAGAGGCAUAUGCUCUGCUGUUUUCUUGAACGUGCUGACAUUCUUUAUAUCCUCAUUCGAAGGCAAGGAUAUUUAUCAGAUUUGUGGCAGGGAAAUUGCAAUGGUACAAAAUUCACAGGAAUUCUUUACUGAGAUGAAGCAAAAAUUGGCAGAUGAAGAUGAACCGGAGUUGUCUAAAUUAUUCAGGUUCCGAGCACUGAGCCUGCUUUGGAUUUUCUUUUGUUGUCCGAAGAAUUUACUUGCAGCUUGUUUCGAGCUCUUCAUUACCGGCGCAACAGAUGGAAUUUAUAAAGGACAUUACUUUUUAAGGCAGGUUACAAGCCACUUUGAUGUUGAUGAUGUAACCCGGCCAUUGGACAAUACAAGUGAUGAUGCUCGGUCAUGUACAGGUCAGGUCCAGGAAAGCAUUAAGGGCAAUGGCAUUGGUGGCGAGGGCCUAUUAUCGGAUGACAAUCAUAUUUCGGAGGAUACAUCCCUCGUUUCAAAGAACUGUUUGAUGGGAAUGGUCCUUAGCAAAGACCAAUCUUUAAGAGGUUGGAUCUUUGCAAAGUAUAAUAAAUUAUGUAAAUCAGUAUCUUCUCAGGCAAUGUUGGAAAUUUCAUCUGCUCUGGAAGGGAUAUUCGAGUCUUUCUCGGAAUUGGUGAAAGAAGCACAUAGCCCAGAAGGAAGUGAUGAAGAUAAAUCUGAUCCAUCAAAAUAUAUAAAUCGGCAAUACUUGAUGCACAGAGUCCCUAGUCAAAAUGAGAAAUCCGUUGAAGGAUCUCAGAGGGGCAGCCAUGGAAAAGUCCGUGAUACUUCUGCUAGUGAUGCAUUCUAUGAGAAACGGGAUUCAGCUGAAAAAGUUGCAGUGCAAUCUGCGAAGCCUUCCAGCUCAGUAGUUCCUCUUGAGACUGAUUCCCGAUCAGUGAAUAAGAAAUCAAAUCAAGGAAGUGGAGGCUCUGGCUGCAGGAAGGGCUUGGAGACUACAGAGCAUGGAGAUUCACGCUGUGACAGACCUGUACGAAAAGACCUGGCUAACAGCCAGUUUCCUUCACCAGUUGCUAAAAUGCCAUUGGAGUUCAUGAAUGAUGCAUUUGAAGGUGGAAACAAUCUUGCUCAUGUGGAGAAGAAUCAAGUUUCAAAUGUGGACCUUGGCCAUUCUUCCAUGAGAUCCACAGGUUCUGCCUCUAAUGUUUUGGCAUCUCCUAAACAGCAUUUGGUUGGUCGGAAUCCUUCUUCCACUAGUCAGAUUAUUUGGUAUUGUGAUGGGGACCCUGCAGCCAUGGAUAUCUAUUCAGCUUCUCAACAACUAUGGUUGGGUUCUGUAGGUCCUGAGGCAUCAGAGAAUCUUGUAAGAUUUCAGUUUGAGAAAUUUGGUCAUGUAGAAUACUUUUUAUUACUUCCUAUUAAAGGAUUUGCCUUGGUUGAGUACCGCAACAUAAUGGAUGCUAUAAGGGCACGAGAAUGUAUGCAGGGAUCUUCCCCUUGGGGUGCAUGUCUUCGCAUAAAGUUUGUAGAUAUAGGAUUAGGAACUAGAGGAGCUAUUAAUGGUGUUGCAGUUGGUUCAAGUUGCCAUGUUUAUAUUGGCAAGGUUUCAAGUCAAUGGGCCAAAGAUGAGAUUAUGCAUGAAGUAAUGAAAGUGUGUCUGAAGACUCCUCCCAAGGUUACAGAUCUUGCCAGUGAAAGUGCAUUGCUAGUGGAAUUUGAGACUGCUGAAGAAGCUGCCACUGUGAUGGCACAUCUCCGGCAGCAUCGUAAGGAGAAUGGCUACCAUAUGCUAUUGAAUAAAAGUUCAACAUUAAAUGCAGUCAGAGAUGAUAUUGGAAUAUCUCAAAUGAAUGGUGGAAGAUUUGUUCCUAACACCAUCCAUGUUGAAUUUAGAAACAAUAACCCUGGAAGCUUGCCAACUGGCAUGGUUGGAUCACCGCAUAUUCCAGCAGUACUUGAUAGUCCUAUCGAUGUCUCUAAGGCAAGGAUGUCUAAAUUAUCUUCUUUACUGUCAUCAUUAUGUACAAAAUACAAUAUUAUACAGGGCUCAAGUUCUUUUGAUGGUCAGAUAUCUAGAAACCAUCUUGUAAUUGCCACAAGGGAUGAAGAUAAAUUGCCAACAAGCACUCUCUGGAUUGGGCUACCAGAUGCAAACUCCUCACUUCUCACUGAUGAUGAAAUAAAGGCUGUAUGUAAUCUGGCAGCUGGAAAUGUUGGUUCUGUUGUCAGGCUGACACGAGGGAAUAUGCAAAUGGGUUGCUGUUUUGUUGAAUUCAGUUGUGUGGAUGCUGCAGUUAUUGCACUGAAGAAUCUCCGGGGUUGCCCUGGCAUGUUCUUUCAGAUAGAAUUCAGUCAAUCAGGGAAGCACCAUAAUUCACCGUCUCUGAUUAGAUCAAAUAGCAGUACUCUUGAGCUCAUAUCACCAAGAAUUAAGGUGGAAAAUCAUGUAACCUCAGUACAAGAUGCACAACCAUUCCAGUCAAGCUGGUCUGUUUCAGGUUGUACAGACAGGCUAGAAGUUGGAACAAGGAAAAUUGAUGAUGGUUUUGAAAGUAACAUGGGAGGGGAUCUUUCACAAGCAGAUGGUCAUGCUGUUCCUCUGGCCAGUAAACAAAUGUGGACGUAUAAGAAGCCUGAAACUGAGCUGCAGUUUUCAGCACCAGGGAGUGUACCUUGCCCAUCCACAGCAACACAAGGGCUGACUAUUCCACCACCACCAUUAGCUCACUCAUCCUUGUAUAUGCGCCCUGUCUACCUUGGUCCAAACAGUUCUUGGGAUACAAACUUCACAAAUCAACCUUUGCCUUUGAACCAGAUGCCUACAGGCAUUUUGCCCAAUAACCUUCUUGUGAAUGCAGCUGCUGCCCCAUUCCCUCCUGCUUCUGUGACUCCACUAGCCCAGAUAUCAGGAAGUUCAAUGCAGCAAUUUGAUCAAAUGGUUUCCCUGCCUACUGCACCACAAUUAUCACCCCCACCACCUCCCCCUCCAGACAUGCCACCUCCUUUACCUCCAUCACCCCCUCCUUUGCCUCUCUCUCAGCCGCCUCUUGUUCCACCUCCUCCCAGUUCCCCUCCUCCACUUCAACCUGCUGUUGAAUCUUCCAAUUCGGAAAAGGGCUUGCAAUAUAAGUGGCAAGGUGCACUUUGUAAAAGUGGUGUUCAUUACUGUAAUAUUUAUGCACACAGAGAGGACUCAGAUGCUUGCAAGUAUUCAAACCUCAUAUCUGAACCUGCUGGAUGGCCAGCUAGAUUAGAUAUGACAAAGCGCACAGAUUUUCGGCAUGUGAGGUCAACAUUUACUAGUACACCACCACAUAAAAGAGAGGUCUGUCGAUUGCUCCCAUCUACGACUGGUGACCAGAAAGGCUUUCAGGAUUUUGUGUCAUACUUGAAGCAGAGGGAAUGUGCAGGAGUGAUCAAGAUCCCCACAGGGAAAUCCUUGUGGGCAAGACUGCUCUUCAUUCUUCCGUAUUCACUGGACACUUGCUCAAUGCUUGCAAUUUCGCCCAACCCAUCAGAAUGCCUAAUUGCUUUGGUUCUGCCGAAGGAAACCAAUUUUGAAUGGGUAUGAAUCUUCUCCUUUUGUGAUGCAAGUAAAAGAAGG